This is a messenger RNA of Rhododendron vialii, 1405 nucleotides long. RefSeq lists its product as uncharacterized. The transcript is spliced from 5 exons. The record is from RefSeq and is a predicted model, not a curated record. Gene Ontology annotation, molecular function: ubiquitin protein ligase activity. Bases 228 to 1118 code for a protein of 296 amino acids. NCBI's taxonomy places the organism in Eukaryota, Viridiplantae, Streptophyta, Magnoliopsida, Ericales, Ericaceae.
CAUCUAUAUACUCCAAUCAUCUAUCUUCCUACCUGUAUUGAUCUUCUUCUGCGUCUCAAUUAUCCGAAUUGUCCCUUCGGGGACAUCCGAAAAAAUUGGAGUUAUCCCGAGAGAGAGAGAGAGAGAGAGAGAGAGAGAGAGAGAGGUGGACAUUGCUGCUCAUGAGUUUGAAGAAAACAGUUUGUAUUUUAAUGUGAUGAUACCAUUGUUAUUAGAAAGAGAAAAAGAUGGAUUCUAUGGUGACGAAGAGAAGCAAAGGCAUUGAAAACCCGGGAUUUCUUGAUAUAGAGAUAGACGAGGAAACAAUCUUGCCUAUUGAUUCGGUCAGAAAGAGAAUGGGUCAGGUGAAAAGCCCUGGAAAUGGUGUAGUUGAAGAAACAGGAAUUCAAGAAACCAGAAACGGUAACAACGAGGUUAGAGAGAGAGAGACGAUUGAGGAGGCGGAAAACCCUAGAAAUGGUAGAGAGAGGAAAGGAGAGACGGUGGCCCAUGACGCAGGAGUUGAGGUUAGAGAGAGAGAGAGCGAGAUGGUGGAAAACCAUAGAAAUGGGGAAACCCCUCCUGAUGACGAUUGUUGCUCUAUUUGCUUUGGGGACUUUGACAUUCCUUGUAAGACUAAUUGUGGACACUGGUUUUGCGCCAGAUGCAUUUUGAUGUUAUGGAACUAUGGUAGGGCACUUCAGCGUUGCAAGUGCCCCAUUUGCACACGUUGCAUUAGUGAGUUGACACCAGAGGCAUCACUAGCCCUUCGGCAGGAAGAGGAAGUUGUUGAGGCUUUGAAGAAAGUUGAGAGGUACAAUCGCCUAUAUGUAGGUGGUGCCCGUGGCCUCAUGAUGAAAGUCCACGAGCUACCACUGCUGUUCAGGAGAUGUCUUGGAGAAAUGAUUGAUCCUAAUAGAUUGAGAUUUAACUACUAUACGGCACGGCUCAUUGCAUUGUUGCUGGCCAUUUUGUAUGAGGUUUGUGGGUUUGACUUCAUUCCAACAGGGAGACUGGGGGCCGCAAGACUGUUUCAGUAUUCUGCUAUGGCUGUUGUACUCAUACUAUUCGCUGUUGGUCUGGUCCGCCGAUUCAUACUUUACCUUCGCGUUAGGCGCUUGGCUGCCCUCCAGCAAUGACUUGCCUAAACUUUAAAGUGCACAGUUUCGAGAGUGUUUUCUUUGUAAAGCAGAUAACUUUGGGAUCGCACGGUGAUAACAAUUCUGAUACAUUGGUAGAUAUUACUUACAUUGACAGUGUUCUGUUACAUUUGUAUAAAUUACUUACAUAGUCAAAUCCAGAAUUCCUACUGUAAAGGUUGAUGUUCUUGUGCAUGUUAUGACUUCAGUACUUGUGAUUGCAGUUGUUGAUGUAAAAAUAUAUGAUGGGAGGUUACUGUGCAAUGAAGCCCCUUUUUUUUUCCUCC